UGUAGGGUGGAACAGACAGAAGAGCAGGGUUCACUACUUCUAUCCCAAGCGUGGGAGGCAGGACAGGUGAAAGGCCAAACAGAAAUCCUACAGUGGUUGAAAGACAUAGUCAAUCACUUCUGGGUCUGUGGUAAGGAGGCACAGAACAUGGAACGGUUCAUGGGCCUAUGGCGAGGUAUUCUUUACCAUGUGACCGGCCGUCAUGAGUGGGCUUUUGGGAGGUGCCUUCAUGAGCAACUGAAUGAUGAAGACCGUGAAAAGGAGUGGAUCCAAAAAGAUUCACCUGCAUACAUGGCACUCAUUGGAGUUGUCCUAAACAAAAAGUGGCUAAAAGAUGUCCCCAAAUUUUUGAACUUUCGGUACAGGAGAUGCACUUGUCCAGAAAGCACUGUGUAUGUGGACACUUGGAACAGGACGAUAUCUGACCUUGAGACCUUCCACAAUCAUAUUCUAAUGUAUGCAGGCAAACGCUUUGCCUUCUCUUCGGCUGUGUAUGAAGCCAGAACUUUGCUUGCUGCAUUAGACUACAACCACCACAACACCAGACCACCAAUGUUGACCAAAGAAGGCAACAGAGUAUACCAGAAAAUUUACAAUAAAAAGUCGAGUAGAUCCAGCCUUUACACCAUCAAGAGCCACAAAUCAUACAGCUACAUCCCUGAUCUACAAAGGGCAAUCACACGCAGACGUUUGAUGUCAGGGAAGGGAGUGCCACGAAAGAGGACCAGCAGGGAGGAAGAUACUGGAAGAUUUGGCCUCCUCCCACCUGUGGAGCCACCAACAACAGAGGAGUUGCUUCAGAGCCAGGUCUCCAGAGGAAAGAUUCUCCUCUGAAGAAAGAAUUACGGAUUGAUUUCUGCAGACCACUCCAUCACUUUACAUUCAGUAAAAACAAGCUUCUUGUAAAUAUUUGACAGAUUGUAAUAAAAAGC
Epinephelus fuscoguttatus (brown-marbled grouper) is the source of this 932-nucleotide messenger RNA. RefSeq lists its product as uncharacterized. Bases 148 to 834 code for a protein of 228 amino acids. The transcript has 7 exons. The record is from RefSeq and is a predicted model, not a curated record. NCBI's taxonomy places the organism in Eukaryota, Metazoa, Chordata, Actinopteri, Perciformes, Serranidae.